CAGCAGGGAUACCGACACUGGGUCAGGGACGGCAACAGCGACACCGGCUACGGGGCAUCGGCGCUGGGACGGGGACAGCGGCACCACCGCAGACAGCCUCGGCCUGCUGGAGCUGAACUCAGGGAGCGGCUCCCCUGGGGGGGCCAUCCCCGCCAUGGAGCCCCCUGCCCGCGCCUGCUCCUGCGGCUCCCCUGCCUCUGACAGCGAGGUCGAGGCUGCCGGCUCCCCCCGGAGUCCCCCCAAACCUGAGCGCAGCCGCAAGCGCCCCGCGGGGCUGGACCGAGCCCCCCCCGAUUCGCCGCCGUCGCCCCGCGGGGGGAAGCGCCCGCGGAAAGGGGAGGGGGGGGAUGUCCCUCCCAGCGAUGGAGAUCGCCUCUUUGCCCAAAAGUGCCGAGAGCUCCGGGGCUUCAUCCGGCCGCUGGCGGAGCUGCUGGAGGGGCUGCGGCGGGGCCGCUACGACAGAGGGCUGAGCAGCUUCCAACAGAGCGUGGCCAUGGACCGGCUCCAGCGGAUCAUCGGGGUCCUGCAGAAGCCAGAAAUGGGUGCCCGGUACCUGGGGACGCUGCUGCAGGUGGAGGCGAUGCUGCGGCUCUGGUUCCCCCACGUCGCCCCCAAACCCGCGCUGGAUCCAGCCCCUGCCGCAGCUCCCCCGCGCCGCCGCCCCCCCGCCGGUCCCGCCGGGGCUCCCCGGUGCUGCCGCCUGCCCGAGGAGCUCCCCCCCGGGGACCUGCCCCUGGCCAGCGCCGCGGGGACGGCGGGCACGGUCCAGCAGCGGGGGUCCCCCCAGUGCCAGGCCGGGACCCCCGAGUCUCCCCCGGCGCCGGACGUGUGACACCCCCCCCGGCUCGGGGGGGGGGGAAGAUUCUCGUCUGUAUUUCUUGGUUUUGCCUUUUUUGAUUGUUUUUUUUACCGGUGGUCAGUGAUACCCGCGGGCGGGCGGGACUGACCGGGGGGGCCGAACCCCCCCAGAAGCCCUAACCCAGGGGCGGCCGCGUGCCUUGGCCAGAGCGGAGCCCCCUCCCCGCGGGGCCCGGGGGGCAGCUGGGCCUUCCCGGGCUUGUGCCUUCCCCGUGGCGUGGGGUGCUCGCGGGUGAGUGUGGCCCCCCCAGAGCGGUGGUAGGGGGCUGAGGGGUGUGGAUCCCCCGAAUGGGGAUGUCCCACAGUCGGCCCUGCUGGAAGCAAUAAACGCCGCGAGAGCGGCCGGGGCCACCCGGUGUCGUGUCCUUUGUCCCUUGGGAGGGCGGGGGGCGGGUUCCUGUCCCUGAGGGAGUCCAGGCCCCAGGGGGCUUAGAGCCGUCCCCGGCCCUUGGUGCCACUUCGUCCUCCCUGCUGUGGGACCCCGAGUGCCCACGGUGCCUUCAGUCCCGGCUGCGGGCAGGGCCGGCGGGAGGGAGAGCCCCGGGACCGCGCACACCGCACAGGACCCCACGGGUGUCCCCCCGGUUCCACCGCCCCGAG
Molecule: messenger RNA, 1458 nt
Organism: Catharus ustulatus (Swainson's thrush)
Lineage: Eukaryota; Metazoa; Chordata; Aves; Passeriformes; Turdidae
Gene: CIART
Product: circadian associated repressor of transcription
Exons: 5
Coding region: 155-832 (225 amino acids)
Biological process (GO): negative regulation of DNA-templated transcription; circadian regulation of gene expression
Cellular component (GO): nucleus
Molecular function (GO): RNA polymerase II cis-regulatory region sequence-specific DNA binding
Source: RefSeq, a predicted model, not a curated record